AAAAGGUGAGGUUUGGAGUUUUUUUUGGAGUUUUUUUUUUGAAAAAAAAAAAAAAAAAAAACCCGCAAAAGAAUCCUACUAGGUACCUGUACCUAACCUAAACCAACAAUGUCUCUUCCUACUGAGCCCAUUAUCCUUACUGCUCUCUCAUCCUACCGUACACACAUCGGUACCCAGAACUAUCGCGCCUCUUCGGCCAUCAUUCCAGAUAUUAAGGCAGCCGAUCCUGAAGACCCGGAACUUUUUGACUCGGAAGAGGAGGUAGAAGAGCUUCGCCUGGAAUUUACUCUGAACAUUGUUGGAGCCAGCCAUGAUACACGCCCGCCGAUCACUCAUCCCUCGGAUCUACUGACGCAUUGGGACGCACUGGCGCCCCAGCUCGCCCUCGAUGGAGCCGCGGUAGAUCCCGACGCCUCCUGGCGCGACAAGAUGAGAGAUGUUUACAAGCAGGGAGUGCUACGAGGCCUCAACGAGCGGUGCACUGGUACCGUGACUACCUGGGAGUUCCCUAGCGAUUUAGCUGUCGUUCUGCAGCAUGUAGACAGCCUCGAAGGUCCUGGCUGGUAUAAAUAUCGCGACAACCACAAGACUUUAAUUUUCUUCGAGGGCUGGGUUCGCAAUCGCGGAAUGGGUGACUUGACGGAAGAGAUCGUUCUAGAACAGGUUAGGACGGCUGGCGAGAUCAUCGAGCGGACGGUUGGACUCGAGGACGAGUAUGAAAUUGCUGGAGGCUGGGUCUGCAGUGAGAAGGGAAACGAGGCGACUUGCUACGUCGUGUACAGCCGACCGCAAGACGCAGAUAGAGAGCAGCGUUGGUCGUGGCGCUACGUCGCUUCCCUGGGACAGUUCGGUACACACGUGUUUGAGAAUAUAGUCGAGCUGCUCGAGUGGUAUCAAUCUUACGAGGAGAUUCCCGAGGUGGACUGGAGUGUCUCUGCCGAGGAAGUAUUUCAGCCUUGAAAUCUCACUGGCUCGUCCAACUGGAUACCAGGUAAUAUUCC
Molecule: messenger RNA, 1001 nt
Organism: Daldinia caldariorum
Lineage: Eukaryota; Fungi; Ascomycota; Sordariomycetes; Xylariales; Hypoxylaceae
Exons: 1
Coding region: 109-960 (283 amino acids)
Source: RefSeq, a predicted model, not a curated record